AUGAAUCAACAACCAGUGUAUGAAAAAACAUAUCAGAAACUAAGAAUUAGAGAAAAUGAAGGGGCUCAACAGAGGAAUUUUCAGCACGAUGAAAUAAACAAAGAGAGUGAACAAACAAAAAAAACAAAAUGGUAUAAAUCUAAUGAAAUUCAACAAAGACAAAUGUCAACAAUAAGAGAUGACACUACUAAAGAAGGACAUAAUGAGAAAAGAGAAGAUAUAAGUAGGAGAGAAAUAAAUCAAGAACAUUAUAAUUUUGAAAAAUACAAAGACAUUUUAUUAAGAAUUAGAACAUUAGUUAAAACAAUAUAUCCAAUAGCAAAUCUAGAAUCUGUUAAUAGACUGAGUAAUUUAAUUAUUUAUAACUUGAUUGUGUAUGGAAUAAAUGUUGAAGAAUGGAGAGAAAUAGAAGAAAUCAAGGAAUUCAAUAUUGAAGCUCUUCAAAGAAAUGUGAUUGACCAAAUUGUUUUAACACAUAGAAAACAUGAAGUAAUACUUAAAGCAUUAUUUGUUGAUAAAGUCAAAAGAAUAAUAACAAGAAUCAACGAAGGAAAUGUUUUAAUUGAGGAAAUAUAUAAAUAUCCAUUAAUCGGAACAGAGUGGGGAUAUGCAUUUGAUAUCGCAUUAUGUAAUGAAAUUGUUAAAAAAGGAAAUGAAAUGUAUCAUGAAUAUCUUAAUAAUCCAAUUAUUUCAUAUUAUUUAAUGUAUCAAUUUGGAGUUGUUGAUGAACAAAAACAAAUAGAAAUCAUUAAAACAAGAAUACAUUUUCUGAUAAUGUUAUUUAAUAUGUAA
Messenger RNA from Entamoeba dispar SAW760, 792 nucleotides. RefSeq lists its product as uncharacterized. Bases 1 to 792 code for a protein of 263 amino acids. The transcript has a single exon. Lineage: Eukaryota; Evosea; Mastigamoebida; Endamoebidae. The record is from RefSeq and is a predicted model, not a curated record.